GCGCCAUUUUCUUCAUGUGGAAUGACUGCGCAUUUGCAAAGUUUGGUGUCCCAGCUGUAACAGAAGGUGUGAAAAUUGUUGACAGUUCAGGGACUGAAUUGGAUGAUGAUGUUUUUGAGGAUAUUAUAAAGGAUCCCUCAACUGGGGUGCUAACCAUCAAAUAUGACUCAAGUUUGUUUCAGUUAAUUAGACUAAUUAAUGAAUACGUUAUUUCUUUGUUUUAUGAAGUUCAUGGUGUCUAUUAAAUAAGUGUCUUAGAUUAUGAGGGAACUAUAUAUAAUUCUUUUUCUUCUAAAAAUCAUGGUUAGAAUCUGUCUCCAUGGUGGCCUCUUCUGAGCAAUCCCAACCAUCAUCCCUUGAUACCUUGGACUCUGAGGAUACAGUCAUUAUUUCAGAUAGCCCCUCCAGAAAACGCCAGAGGCUGGAUACAGAAGCCAAGCAAUUGGUGGAAUCAGCUCUUACCAACAAAACCGGUGGGGAACGUAUAAUAAAUGAAUACAACCGAACCAAGUCCUUGACGGAUGAAACAAGACGCAAAAUGGUGAACAUGCUGGCAGCUGACAUGACAGAAAUGAAUGGUACAUCUCCACCCAGACAGGUGAAAGAAAUGUAUGCCAAAGGAAUAGUGACCUUAUUCCCGUACCUCAGUGACCCAUUCUCUAAGAAUGGCUAUGAGCAUUAUUAUGAUGGCGAGAGUGGAACUGGGUACUUGGCCUGGAGGAUUAAAACUAUUCAGAGAGGCACCGCCAAAGACAGGCGAUCAUCAUUCGGAGAAUCAGCCAAAGGAUCAACUGGUGAAGACAUGUCUGGAGGACCGACUGUCAGACGAGAAUCCCAGUUUGUUCCAGAGACUGCCCUGACUGAUGAUGAGUGCAACAAAGCAAUCUCACUGAUGAAACAUUCUGCUGAUGCAGACACAAUCAAGAAGAAAAUGGAACUGACGUUUGUGUAUCGCCGCAAAAUGAUCCUCGACCCCCAGCAGUCAAGCAACAUACUGUCUGAGUUUCCACGUUUUAAAGACGUCAAAAGCUUGGUUGAACAGGAUUUUGUUCUAAUGUUCGGAGAGGAUACCUCAAGCAAGCUUCUGGAAAGGUGGCCGGUCACGUUCAAGAAAAAGAUCAUCAAACAAUGCAGAAAGCUUCCAUCCACAAGUGAGCUUGAAGAACUCUUGCUGGCAGCUGAUCCUCCUGAGGAUGGCACUGAAUUGGAUGUUGACUUUGGUUGGGACAGUGAUCUGUCAUCGGUUUUACUGCUUAUACACCUGAUUCCACCCUCCGCUCAGGGUCGGAAGAGACCAGGAAAGGUUUCCGCAUCCCAAGCAGAGAAACAUCUUGUGGUAUUCAAGAAGACCGGAACAAACAUUCAAGAGCAUCUCGAUGCCAUCACUACUAGCGCUCAGCCCUAUCUCCUAGCUGUUGGAGUUAAGAAGAAUGCAAUCCACCAGUUCUUCAUCAUUAUCGACAAGAAUGCCAUACCUUGCAGGUCAACCUCUUCUCUUGUUGCUUUUGACGAACUAUUUAAGGCACAUUUUGUGUUUGGCACAUCCUACAACACCAUGCUCCACAACAUGUACACUUUCAUCCAAACUACAGUGUACAGCAUCGAUGCUGGCAAGGUCAAAGAGAGCCCUCGUGUUGCUGAAAUCAGGGCGAGGUUACUUCAUUAGUGCUUGAAGUUUCUCCUCGAACAUGAAGUGUUUUGUUUGUCAGGCUGAGUUAUCGAGUUCAAAUAUGCUUGUUAGGCAUUUACGAUUAGUUCACGGUUACUUGCCUGGAAAAAAUCUCCGGCUUAAAUGUGCUCAGACUGGAUGUGGCUGUGCGUUUGGUACGUUUUCUGGUUUUAGGAAACAUUUAAACACAAAACACACUGAGUAUAUUGACCAACAGGUUGACCCUGAUGUUUAUUUAAGCAGCAUUGGAGAGGCAGUGACCACUAAUGUAGAGGAGACAGCUACAACGUCACGGACAGUUAAUGAACACGAGGUAGCCACAUCUACUCUGUUGAAAAAGUCCAACAGGAGCACUCUAGAUAUGUGUGCCUCUGCUGUUGCACAACUAAAAGCAGCUGGAUUAAGUCAAUCUACUGUAAAUAGUUUUGUUUCCUCCAUGGAAGAAGUGUUUUUUGAGAUUCAAAGUCAAGCUACAGAUGCAGCUUUGCAGUGCUUAUCUCCACAGGAAACUGAAAAUAAGAACAGAAUAGAACAAUCUUUGCAAAAGUUGGAAAACCCUUUCACACCCUUAAAUUCAGAAGCUAAA
This is a messenger RNA of Coregonus clupeaformis (lake whitefish), 2255 nucleotides long. RefSeq lists its product as uncharacterized. NCBI's taxonomy places the organism in Eukaryota, Metazoa, Chordata, Actinopteri, Salmoniformes, Salmonidae. Bases 320 to 1666 code for a protein of 448 amino acids. The transcript is spliced from 9 exons. The record is from RefSeq and is a predicted model, not a curated record.